UCAACUCGGCUUCCCGUCUUCGUUCCUGCUUUGCUCCCUCUCCUUCACACUUCCACAUAAUUUGUUUGGUGAAACAGCCAUUCAACACGCGUUUAAUCAUCAUAUUGAUCCAUUGGAAGGGGUCGUUUGGGCAGGCCCAUAUCAAUCAAAACUAUCAUUAUUUGGGAUCACGAGCAGCAGAGAGAACUCGGAAGACUGACCCUCCAUUCACUUUCCCAGGUUUUGGUCUCAGUUAAUUGGCCGCUGUCUGUCAACUUUCGAGGGACUUUAAGCUUUCAUUCCCACUUUCGACAACGGCAAAGAAACAUGUUUUAAGCUCGGUCAGCUAUCGACACAUUUCAAUACCGACUGAGAGAGCGCCUACGACUGCAUAUUCAGAGGAGGCAGCGAGAUAUUAGAGACCGACCGUCCAAGUCUUGCCCGGGACGGCAAAGGCUCAUUCAUAUAAACAAACGGCAAGAUGACCACGCCAACCCCCAUGAAGCAUACUCUUUCCCAGCAGGGGAGCAGCAGGACGCCCUCACAGACACAACAAGGAGCAGCAGCCACCCCUCCUGUGUCAACUCCCUUUUCCAUGGCCCAUGCUGCUUUAUCCCCUCACGGUUCCCGUCUUUCGCCGCAGGCAUUCAAGAAGUCCCCGGCCAUUUCGGCUGCUGCCCUGCUAAAUCAUCCUACCAGCACCAGCGCUGUCAGCUUUGAUAGUCCCUCUGCUGCCGCUGCAUUUAGCAACUUGCAGCUGUCUGACCUGGAUUUUAAGAGCCUGGGUGGUCUGGCUGGCCUUCAAGUUGGGAGGAACACCGAGGAUGAAAAGGCCAAACGACUAGAUGAAGUCAUCUCCAUCCUCAGCCGAAACCGCGGUUACGUCAGUGAGGCCGGCCUUGAGAGACUGGCCCAAAAGCUAGAACUCGACUGCAUGUGGGAUGAGCAUAUCGCCGGAGAGUCGAAGCGAACCCUUAUCAUAGCUGGUUCAGCCCUCGAGCUUCUCAUAGGCUUCACAGACAACAUCGUUCAGUCACUUGCUUUGGCUUUUCCCGAGUCUUCGGAUAGUGUCAACAAGCACGCCGAAGAUGCAGGAAAGAUCCUUCUGGAGAACCUCAAGCUUCAGCCCGGCCAAAGUCCAUUGACCAAGCAACUCGACAAGUUUUCUGUCAACUUUGAGCGUCUGGCCAUCUUGGAUAAGCUGAGCAUUGCCUCGGUACUUAACCUGUACGAGGCUAUUGCCGGGGUCUUUGACAGCCUGAGCCGGUUGCAUCAGUGGGAGCUACAAAAGAUUCGUGAGGAUGCGUCCCUUGCUGGACGGAGUGAUGAGUAUCUUCGCAACAUCGUCCUCUGUACACGCAGCGGAACUCCUGCGAUGAACGCCAGGGGCAAAGUAGGCAUGAGAAUUGACUACUGGAAGAACAAGCAUCUUCAGCCCCCAGCAAACCCAGAGAUGGCCGCCCAUGUUGAGAAGCACGAAAAGAUCUGGGGAAUCCUUGUCGGAUGUGCCCCCAUCAACAUGAGUCUCGAUGUGAACGUCCAUCCGGUUCGGGCUUCUCACCAUUGGAUCUCCGAGAAUGUUGAGAGGCCUCAUAUUCCUGGAGAUCUACAAACGGGUCCUAUGGUUGACUGGCUCGAGCCCGAAGAUACACUCGUUCCACCAGAUCCUGAAAAGGCUGGGGAUUCUCUCCUGGGCCCGCGUCUGCCCUCGGUCACUUUCAGCGCCACUUUCGAUCCUCCUAUCCAUAUCUCUUAUGGUCUAUGGGAACAGUUCCGGAGUAUGGGCAUUGGAAUACCAGCCAUGGAUGCGUCAAAGUCCUUCGAUAACCUCGUGUUCCCCAUAGCACCCGGCGGCUACUACGACCCGACUGAACCACGAGAAAUCCACUACACCAAGGACAUCAAGUACCAGUUACCAGGCUCACCAGCUUGGAAGUCGAGGAAACACGCCAACUCACUCUACAUCUACAAACCAGUAUACGGCAAGACCUUAACCGAGGCCUCCUUCUCACACCCGCAGCACCUCAUCGCCAUGCUGCCCUACCUCAGGCAAUACGCCUUCCUCUCCACCCUACUAGAAAACAGCUUUAAAGAAGACUCCGGUCCCAAACGGGCUCCUCCCCAGACCAUCAUCCACCUAGACUCCCUCUCCAAAAAGACCACCACCAACCGCGACGAAUUCGACCGUUUCAUGAGCCUCUCCCCCGCCACCAUCAAAUCUCCUAGUGACGAUGCCCCAACACCAAUGGACAUCUCCACCUCCAUGUCCAUCGACCCCGUCUCCCAACCCAACCACAGCCACAACCUCAGUGGCACCGUCCCCAUGUCCAUCGACGGCGCCUCCCAACAGCUUCUCCCCUCCCAAGCCGCCCACUCCCAACCCAUUUCCCACUUCAACACCCAAGCCCCGCCCACCGGCGGCCCCAACAACCACACCAUCACCUCUGGACCCUCUGGACCAGACCCAGAAGCAAUCAAAAUAGACAUCAACCUAACCAUGGUCCACGCUCCGCGGCUACAAAUCGCCUUCCCCUUCCGCUCUUCGGAAACCGCCAUUGUCGUGCUCGAGAUCCGCGAGAACGGGCAAGUACAUGUGGAAUCGCAGAACGUGCUCGACGAGCGGAACAGUGUGGCGCCGAAUGGAAGGGAGAGGCGGGUGGAGGAUCUGGGCAAGAUGUUGGAGACGGUGGAGGAUAUUGGGAAGUGGGUUGAGUUUGUUAGGACUAGGUGGGCUUAGGGUGUCCAAGGGGCGAGGGGGGUGAGGAGAUGGAGAUGGAAAUGAUGGGAGAUGGGGAUGGAGAGGGGGAGGGAGAGGGGGUUGGAAAGGAAGAGGAAAG
Molecule: messenger RNA, 2816 nt
Organism: Neurospora tetraspora
Lineage: Eukaryota; Fungi; Ascomycota; Sordariomycetes; Sordariales; Sordariaceae
Product: mediator of RNA polymerase II transcription subunit 1-domain-containing protein
Exons: 1
Coding region: 461-2716 (751 amino acids)
Biological process (GO): regulation of transcription by RNA polymerase II
Cellular component (GO): mediator complex
Molecular function (GO): transcription coregulator activity
Source: RefSeq, a predicted model, not a curated record